Messenger RNA from Capronia epimyces CBS 606.96, 774 nucleotides. RefSeq lists its product as uncharacterized. Gene Ontology annotation, molecular function: rRNA binding; rRNA (pseudouridine) methyltransferase activity. The coding region runs from base 1 to 774 and encodes 257 amino acids. Gene Ontology annotation, cellular component: small-subunit processome; nucleolus. The transcript has 3 exons. The record is from RefSeq and is a predicted model, not a curated record. NCBI's taxonomy places the organism in Eukaryota, Fungi, Ascomycota, Eurotiomycetes, Chaetothyriales, Herpotrichiellaceae. Gene Ontology annotation, biological process: rRNA base methylation.
AUGUCGGCCACACCUGGCGUCAAGAGGAAGCGUUCCAGAGCGCAGUCUCUUCCCCCGCCCGAACUUCCGCGCCUCGUCGCCGAACAACACACCCCGAUCUCCUCCAAUGACAAAGACACGAAAAGACUUAUCGUGGUGUUGUCGAAUGCCAGUUUGGAGACAUACCGUGCCGCUCAUGGCGGAAAACCAGGAGGCAAGGAAGAGAAAUAUUCUCUCUUGAACAGUGACGAACAUAUCGGGGUCAUGCGCAAGAUGGGGCGAGAUAUUAGCGAUGCUCGACCGGAUAUUACACACCAGUGCCUCCUGACCCUGCUCGACUCGCCCAUCAACAAGGCUGGAAAGUUGCAGAUUUAUAUCCACACCGCCAAAGGUGUCUUGAUCGAAGUCAGCCCGACCGUGCGGAUUCCUCGAACGUUCAAGCGUUUCGCCGGUCUCAUGGUGCAGCUGUUGCAUAGGCUGUCCAUCCGGUCGGUCAACUCGCAGGAAAAACUGCUCAAGGUCAUCAAAAACCCCAUCACCGACCACCUUCCACCCAACUGCCGGAAAGUCACCUUAAGUUUCGACGCCGACGUCGUCCGAGUCCGAGAUUAUGUCGACACCCUUGGGGGAAACGAGAGCAUUUGUGUCUUUGUUGGCGCCAUGGCCAAGGGGAAAGACGACUUUGCCGAUGCGUUCAAGGACGAGUCCAUCAGUAUCAGCAACUAUAGCCUGAGUGCAAGCGUGACUUGCAGCAAGUUCUGUCACGCUUGCGAAGACGCCUGGAACAUCAUAUAG